This is a messenger RNA of Aspergillus campestris IBT 28561, 1113 nucleotides long. RefSeq names its product O-fucosyltransferase family protein. The coding region runs from base 1 to 1113 and encodes 370 amino acids. The record is from RefSeq and is a predicted model, not a curated record. Lineage: Eukaryota; Fungi; Ascomycota; Eurotiomycetes; Eurotiales; Aspergillaceae. The transcript has a single exon.
AUGAAGUCCCCCAUAUCUGACUGUCCAAAGUGGGAGAACCCCUCCUUCGCCUACUUCAACAACCAGUUCAUCCUCCACCUCGCCUCCGCCGUGAACAACCCCCUCCCGACCCGCAAACUCCUCUCCCCCGGAAUCACCAUCCCCGCCGUCCGGGGCGUCCAGAGCGAAAAACAUGUCCCAGUAACAGACAUCUUCGACGGCGCCAGCCUCAACAAACUCGGAUACGAAACCAGUCCCGCAGCGCAGGCCUUGGUCGGAGAUGACACCACACCGACCCUGCAGGUAGACCACUACACCGAGAUCACCGACUCACCAUCGCACCCCAUCGUCCAAGCCACCGCCGCCACCGAGUCCUACUGGCAAUGGAGCGCCAUCCGCUUCACAGCAGAGGCCUUCCUCCUCCCAUUUACGGGACACCGCUGGCGCAGCGCAGCACAGCACUUCCAGCUCGCGGAGCCGCUCCAGCGCUGCGUAGACAGCCUUCUCCCCGAGAUCAUGCCGCACGCAAUCGCCAUGCACCUGCGCAUGUGGCCAUCCGACCUCUCUUUCGGCCAAAAGGACCCAUGCCACACCAACGAAGUGCCCGUCCUAAAGCACGUCUUUUCCAAAUGCGACUGGUCCGCCAACUACCUUUACCAAAACGUGCAGCGCGUGCAGACGAGCGCCUCUCAGCCCGUCGUCAUCGCCACCGACGACAGGAAGCACCCCGCAGUGGUAGACCUGAUCGCCCGUCUCGGUGAUCGUGCCCACUUCAUGGAGCCGACGGGCUCCUGCGCCGCCGCGCUGAACGCUACCGUUCCGGAGAAUGAGCGGAAGUGGCGCGCGGCCGCUUACUGGCCAAUCCUCGAGGCUGCCACCAUGGUGCAGGCGGAGGCGUUCGUCGGCAGCUUCUGGUCGACGUUCUCGCAGCUGAUUGCUGUCCGCAGGAUGGAUACGUCCCGGACGUACUUUGUGCAGAACAGGGCGCAGGCGUUCCUGUGGUGGUAUCGAUGGGGCCUGAUUAGCUCUGCGUUGGGUGUGGCCGCUGUGCUGACGGCUUGGACCUUCAAGCGUUAUUCUCGGAGCCGGAGGGCCUCGAUGUUGAAGGGAGACGAGGGAACCCUUCAGGUGUAG